Messenger RNA from Dichomitus squalens LYAD-421 SS1, 240 nucleotides. RefSeq lists its product as uncharacterized. The transcript has a single exon. The annotation marks the transcript as partial. The record is from RefSeq and is a predicted model, not a curated record. NCBI's taxonomy places the organism in Eukaryota, Fungi, Basidiomycota, Agaricomycetes, Polyporales, Polyporaceae.
GCGCGACAAGCCGCAAAAGCCUCACGGCGGUACGACUCGCAUGCGACCCGCCAGGCGCUCGAAAACACCUUUCGCGACAGAAUGGGAGGGAAGGCGCCACGUGAGUGGCAGGUGGAUGUUGCUGAGGCCCUGAUGGUGGGGUUGGAUUGCACUGUAAUAGCGGGAACAGGGAGUGGCAAGACCAUGCCAUUUGUGAUGCCCGCCUUGGUGGAGGCGGAGAAAAUGUAUUUCAUUAUUUCU